Cebus imitator (Panamanian white-faced capuchin) is the source of this 2313-nucleotide messenger RNA. It is a transcript of the gene KCNB2, whose product is annotated as potassium voltage-gated channel subfamily B member 2. Lineage: Eukaryota; Metazoa; Chordata; Mammalia; Primates; Cebidae. Gene Ontology annotation, biological process: potassium ion transmembrane transport. The coding region runs from base 219 to 2219 and encodes 666 amino acids. Gene Ontology annotation, cellular component: voltage-gated potassium channel complex; membrane. Gene Ontology annotation, molecular function: delayed rectifier potassium channel activity. The record is from RefSeq and is a predicted model, not a curated record. The transcript is spliced from 3 exons.
GCCAUGGCUCUUUCCAGCUCAUUCAGUGGUCCUGUUUGGAUUUCACAAGGCUGACAUGUCAGAUCCUGGCCAUUGUGUCUAUCCUGUUCAUCGUGCUUUCCACCAUUGCUUUGUCUCUCAACACGCUGCCAGAGCUUCAGGAAACAGAUGAAUUUGGACAACCUAAUGACAAUCGCCAAUUAGCACACGUGGAGGCUGUGUGUAUUGCAUGGUUUACCAUGGAGUACUUGUUGCGAUUCUUAUCCUCACCAAACAAAUGGAAGUUCUUUAAAGGUCCACUGAAUGUCAUUGAUUUGCUGGCCAUCUUGCCAUACUAUGUCACCAUUUUUCUCACGGAGUCCAACAAGAGUGUGCUGCAGUUCCAAAAUGUGAGGCGUGUGGUCCAGAUCUUCCGAAUCAUGCGCAUCCUCAGGAUCCUGAAACUUGCCCGGCAUUCAACAGGCCUGCAGUCUCUGGGUUUCACCCUUAGGCGGAGUUACAAUGAACUGGGCUUGUUGAUAUUGUUUCUGGCCAUGGGGAUAAUGAUAUUUUCCAGCCUUGUAUUUUUUGCUGAGAAGGAUGAAGAUGCUACCAAGUUCACCAGUAUCCCUGCAUCAUUUUGGUGGGCCACCAUCACCAUGACCACUGUUGGUUAUGGUGACAUUUACCCUAAAACGUUACUAGGGAAAAUUGUGGGAGGCCUGUGCUGUAUUGCUGGGGUUCUGGUUAUUGCCCUUCCUAUCCCGAUUAUUGUGAACAAUUUUUCUGAGUUUUACAAGGAGCAGAAACGCCAAGAGAAAGCAAUUAAAAGGAGAGAGGCUCUCGAGCGGGCCAAAAGGAACGGAAGCAUUGUUUCUAUGAACUUAAAAGAUGCCUUUGCUCGAAGUAUGGAACUGAUAGAUGUGGCUGUCGAGAAGGCUGGAGAGUCCACCAAUACGAAGGACUCCGCCGACGAUAAUCACCUGUCUCCAAGCCGGUGGAAGUGGGCCAGAAAGGCUCUGUCGGAAACAAGCUCCAACAAGUCUUUCGAGAAUAAGUACCAGGAGGUUAGCCAAAAAGACUCCCACGAGCAGCUGAAUAACAUGUCUUCCUCCAGCCCACAGCAUCUGAGUGCCCAGAAACUAGAGAUGCUGUACAAUGAAAUCACCAAGACACAGCCUCAUUCUCACCCAAACCCAGACUGCCAAGAAAAGCCUGAGAGGCCAUCUGCUUAUGAAGAAGAGAUUGAAAUGGAAGAAGUGGUGUGUCCGCAGGAGCAGCUGGCCGUGGCACAGACUGAGGUCAUCGUGGACAUGAAGAGCACCUCCAGCAUUGACAGCUUUACCAGCUGUGCCACCGACUUCACGGAGACGGAGAAAUCACCCCUGCCACCGCCCUCCGCCUCACACUUGCAGAUGAAGUUCCCAACCGACUUCCCAGGGACAGAAGAGCACCAAAGAGCUAGGGGCCCCCCAUUUCUAACUCUAUCCAGAGAGAAAGGGCCUGCUGCCAGGGAUGGCACACUGGAGUAUACCCCAGUUGACAUAACUGUGAACCUCAAUGCCAGUGGUUCCCAGUGUGGGCCACACAGUCCUUUGCAGUCUGACAAUGCCACCGACAGUCCUAAGAGCUCUCUAAAAGGCAGCAACCCACUAAAGUCCAGAUCCCUCAAAGUGAACUUUAAAGAAAAUAGAGGCAGUGCACCACAGACCCCACCCAGCACAGCCAGGCCACUGCCAGUCACAACAGCUGACUUUUCGCUCACCACCCCGCAGCACAUCAGUACCAUCCUCUUAGAAGAAACCCCCUCCCAAGGAGACAGACCCUUGCUGGGUGCUGAGGUUUCAGCACCUUGUCAGGGACCUUCCAAAGGGCUGUCCCCCAGGUUUCCCAAGCAGAAACUGUUCCCUUUCUCUUCAAGAGAGAGGAGGAGCUUCACUGAAAUAGAUACUGGUGAAGACGAAGACUUCUUAGAGCUCCCAGGGGCAAGGGAGGAGAAACAGGUGGACUCCAGCCCAAAUUGCUUUGCAGAUAAGCCUAGUGAUGGGAGAGACCCUUUAAGAGAAGAGGGCAGCAUGGGCUCUUCCUCCCCACAGGACACAGGUCACAACUGUAGGCAAGACAUUUACCAUGCUGUGAGUGAUGUCAAAAAGGACAGUAGUCAAGAAGGGUGCAAGAUGGAAAACCACUUGUUUGCCCCAGAAAUUCAUUCCAAUCCAGGAGACACAGGUUAUUGCCCCACACGUGAAACCAGCAUGUGACUAGUUAGAAAAGCAAUAAAUAAAAAAAAAAACUUGUUUCUUAAAAAUGCAGUUAAUAAUGCCUGUGAACUAAAAAAAUGGGAAGCCCUCCCCA